Harpia harpyja (harpy eagle) is the source of this 716-nucleotide messenger RNA. Its product is annotated as C-type natriuretic peptide 1-like. The record is from RefSeq and is a predicted model, not a curated record. Gene Ontology annotation, cellular component: extracellular region. Gene Ontology annotation, molecular function: hormone activity; hormone receptor binding. Lineage: Eukaryota; Metazoa; Chordata; Aves; Accipitriformes; Accipitridae. The transcript has 3 exons. Bases 37 to 441 code for a protein of 134 amino acids.
AGACUCAAGGGGAGGAGGAAUCAGAGACACCAAAACAUGACGAUGAACCUGAAACUUCUUUUUUGCCCUGGAUUCUUUCUGCUGCUUAUUGUCAGUCAAAACCAGGCAAGGGCCAGGCCCAUUUCCAGCUUACAGAGUCUGUCCAAACUGUUAGAUGAGGACCUGGAGCAUUCCCUGGUCUCAGAAGAGAGGGACCGUGAGCAAGACGACAUGAUCCCAACAGGUGCCUUUGAUCAGCAAGAUGCUGAACUUCAGUGGACCCGAAACACCAUGGACCAGCCUGAGAGCAUGUCCAUGGGUGAUAGUGCUGUCCAGAGGAUCUUCAGUGACCUCCUAAGUUUACCCCAAAGAUACCGAGGCAGAAGCAAAAAGGGCCUCUCCAGGGGCUGUUUUGGUGUCAAGCUGGACAGAAUUGGGUCGCUGAGUGGAUUAGGAUGCUAACUGCUUACUAUGGACUGACUUUGAGGUUUCAAAGGACCUGUUGCCUCUCAGUAAGAUAUUCAGCCUUUAUUCACAUUAGCUCCACCAAUCCAUCUACUUCAUGAUGUACUGAGCAAAUUGCACCCCACCUCUCCCCUGAAUUACUCGGCCAAGAGAAAACACCAUUGCUGUACUGCCUAUUUGUAUCAGAGUAAUAAUUUGUGAACAUCUACCUGAAAUAGAAUUACAAAAAACAUUUGUACUGUUUGUGUACUACACCUAUAAAUAAACAAGUC